AUGCUACUAUCGCUCUUGUUACAGUCCUUGGGCGUCGUAUUAGCUUCGGUGGCUGUUGAUUUUCCAGUGGAGGAUUCCGAUGAAGAGAUGCCUGGCAGUUCCUGGAAUCAGUACUUAGGAAUAUGGUACAAGAAUAUUUCUGUUAGGACCGUUGUAUGGGUUGCCAAUAGAGAAAUCCCAUUCCUCGAUUCAUCAAGCGUCUUAAAUAUAAUCAACCCUGGAAUUCUUGCCCUUGCCAAUGGUACUGGCAGCGUCAUUUGGUCUCCCAAUAUGACAGGAUCUACACGGGACCCUGCUGCACAACUGAUGGAGUCUGGAAAUCUUGCUGUGCAAGAUGCCAACGAUAAGUCUGGGCAUUUUCUGUGGCAAAGUUUUGAUUAUCCAUGUGAUACUCUUUUACCAGGCAUGAGGCUUGGAAAGAACUUUGUAACGGGCCUAGAGUGCCACCUCUCCUCCUGGAAGAGCAGCGAUGAUCCAGCUCAAGGUGGGUUUUUUUCUGUUGAACUGUUCCGAGCUGGACCAUGGAAUGGUAUCGGAUUCAGCGAGAGACCAAACCUUAAACCUAAUACAAUCUACAAAUAUGAAGUGGUUUACACAGAGGAGGUGUAUAAUUCUGAGUCAUAAUGGUGUUGUCGAGCUGGACAUGGAUUGAUCCAACACAAGAAUGGGU
Molecule: messenger RNA, 670 nt
Organism: Camellia sinensis
Lineage: Eukaryota; Viridiplantae; Streptophyta; Magnoliopsida; Ericales; Theaceae
Source: RefSeq, a predicted model, not a curated record